AAAAAAAACUAAAUAAAAUGAUAAAGACACUUUCUCAAGGAUAUCAACUACUCAAAACAACAAGGGCUGCAAAGAGAUGUAGUAUAUGCAGUGGCGACAGCAGCGGCAACAGUAGAGCGUUUGGAAUCUUUAGCACGAUAAACAUGUCUGUAAAAGAGAAUCGCUCGUCUACGAUCGUCUCUAGUCGGGACCGGACGACGAAAGCAAAAUCCGGGAUUGACACAGAUCUGAGGACUGUGGUCCAGGAGGUGGCCAUCCCAGGAAAAUACCAGAUGUAUUUCAAACCAGAUAAGCGAGCAACUCGAAAGGCGGAAGGAGACAUCCAAGUAGGCCGAUCAAGAUCACCAAAGAAGAUUAAUGCAGCAAAGUGGAAGAAUGCGCUUGAUCUUACACAGGACAUGCCAGGUGCCCAGCAGCCAUCAAAUGACUCAAAUUCUAAAAAUCCUCAGAAGACACGAGGCUUUGAGAAUGUAGGCUGGCGGGCACUUGAGCAGGUUUAUGCGUGUGAUGCGCUGCCACAUCCUCUAUUUCAUCGUGAUCAUUUGGAAAUAACCAAGAUCAAGUUAUUGCCAGACCGAAAAACUUUUCAACUCUGGUAUAGACCUAAAGCAGAUAACCGAGUGUCAGCGGAUGAUAUUGCCGAAGCUGUAGCUCAAUACUCUGGAACCUUUACGGCAAUGCUGGCAAGACGCGCGCGUACAUCGGGAUCCUCCAGACUGACGUUCCACCUGGUCCGACAAAGUGAUCUAGUCGCGAGUUUGGAUGAAGCGUGGGCCAAGAUUGAGCAGGAAAUAGCGGAGCAAGAGAAAAGCGAGUUGGAGAUGACUUUGCAGAACAGGAGUAUAAAAGAAUUGAAAUAAAGGAAU
This is a messenger RNA of Lobosporangium transversale, 866 nucleotides long. RefSeq lists its product as hypothetical. The record is from RefSeq and is a predicted model, not a curated record. The transcript has 4 exons. NCBI's taxonomy places the organism in Eukaryota, Fungi, Mortierellomycota, Mortierellomycetes, Mortierellales, Mortierellaceae. The coding region runs from base 18 to 860 and encodes 280 amino acids.